Molecule: messenger RNA, 1234 nt
Organism: Rosa rugosa (rugosa rose)
Lineage: Eukaryota; Viridiplantae; Streptophyta; Magnoliopsida; Rosales; Rosaceae
Product: GDSL esterase/lipase CPRD49-like
Exons: 6
Coding region: 189-953 (254 amino acids)
Molecular function (GO): hydrolase activity, acting on ester bonds
Source: RefSeq, a predicted model, not a curated record
AUGGACACACAUGACAUUGUCACUCCUAUAAAUACAAACUGAAAAUCGAAACGAAGAGUUAGGUGCACAUACAUUACAAACAAACAUAGACGCAGCCAGCGACUCAAACAGAACACCACUUAGAGCUAACUCUACUCAUUCUUCUUCACCCAUUUCACCUUCUUAUUUGCUCAGAGAGUCGGAGAAAGAUGGUGGGACCCCCGAGGCCUCAGUUUGUUCUGUUCGGAUCCUCCAUAGUCCAGUUCAGCUUCAGCAACGGCGGCUGGGGCUCCGUUCUCUCCGACCUCUACGCUCGCAAAGCAGACAUAUUGCUGCGUGGUUACUUCGGAUGGAAUUCACGGCGUGCGCUAGAGGUGCUUGAUCAAGUUUUUCCCAAGGAUGCAGCUGUUCAACCUUCUUUGGUGAUAGUCUAUUUUGGCGGGAAUGAUUCUAUGGGGCCUCAUCCAUCUGGGCUAGGACCUCAUGUACCACUUCCUGAGUAUAUUGAGAACAUGAGGAAGAUUGCAAAUCAUCUCCAGAGCCUUUCAGAUUCAACACGCAUCAUUUUUCUUAGUUGUCCUCCCGUGAAUGAGGCCACAGUUCGUGCAAAUAAAAGUCCUUAUCUCAGCGAGUUAGUAAGAACGAAUGAGCUAUGCCAACAAUAUUCCGAAGCUUGUAUAAAGCUAUGCCAGGAACUGGAUAUCAAGGUGGUUGAUCUUUUUACGGCAAUACAGAAAGGAGAAAACUGUUUUACAGAUGGGAUUCAUUUAUCAGCUGAAGGGAGCAAAAUAGUGGCGGAGGAGAUACUGAAAGUACUGAGAGAAGCUGAUUGGAAGCCAAGUUUACACUGGAAAUCCAUGCCAACAGAAUUUGCAGAGGAUUCACCAUAUGAUCUUGUUGCUGCUGAUGGAAAGACGACGUUAAAUCCCUCCGAAUGGACGUUUUAUAGAGAUUUUCACUGGAACUCUCUAUAAAACAGAGUUUCCCUUUCGGAGGCUGUGCAGUUGCAUAUUGAAGACUUAAGUAUCCACUACUCCAUGGGGACUCUAGUUUAACUGCAAUGGUACUCAUCAUAUUCUUCAACAUUAAUCGUACAAUUAUUUUUUCCUGCAAUUGGUUCUAGUAGUUGUAGCCUAGCUAGUAGCUAGUAGGCAAAGGUUGGUAAAAGACUUUAUUUGUAAUAACUUUUGUGCCUUCUCCUUGACAAUGAUAACUUUCAUUCUACUGUGGAAUCAUAUAUACUUGGUUGUUUCUC